Psilocybe cubensis is the source of this 726-nucleotide messenger RNA. RefSeq lists its product as uncharacterized. The transcript has 2 exons. The coding region runs from base 1 to 726 and encodes 241 amino acids. NCBI's taxonomy places the organism in Eukaryota, Fungi, Basidiomycota, Agaricomycetes, Agaricales, Agrocybaceae. The record is from RefSeq and is a predicted model, not a curated record.
AUGGCUAUAAAGGACCGCUCUGUAAUGGUUGUUGACACACCUGGCUUCGAUGACACAUGUACCGAGGACGUGCAGGUGUUAAGAAAGAUUGCAACCUGGUUAAAGAAAUCGUAUGAAGAGAGGAAGACAGUUGCUGGUGUUCUUUAUCUUCAUGAUAUUUCCCAGGACCGCUUCACCGGCAGCGUUCGAAAAAACCUUGAGCUAUUUAGGCGUCUAUGUGGUAGAGAAGCAUUCUCACAGGUGGUUAUCGUUAUGACCAAGGGAGAAAAGCUCCAUCCUCAAAUUGCCAGCAAAUACGAGUAUGAACUAAGAUCGGAACACUGGAGAGACCUCAUUGACGCCGGGGCUACAGUUCUGGGUUUCAAGCGAAAUUAUCGAUCUGCUCGAUCAAUAAUCGACCACGUCCUUCGAGGCUUAACAAGGAAGUUCAUUCUCCAACUUCAAAAAGAGUUGGUGAUACAGAAAAAACUCCUUCCGGCUACAGAAGCCGGAAAGCAUUUGAAGACGACUCUUCAGCAGGUUCUUGCGCUACAGUCAACCGUACUGGACAUGACAUGCGCCAUGGCUACAACUGAGGAAGAAAAUGCAGGCGAGCUCGAAGAGAGGUUGCGAGAGCUUCGCGAUGAGAUGAAAAUUCUUUCUGAACAGAUCACUACUUUGCGGGAUGGGAGCGUACCAUAUUCUAAUACAUUCUUCUGCUGUACUCGAAACUUGCUGCAUAAUUAA